Molecule: messenger RNA, 1308 nt
Organism: Erigeron canadensis
Lineage: Eukaryota; Viridiplantae; Streptophyta; Magnoliopsida; Asterales; Asteraceae
Product: protein FAR1-RELATED SEQUENCE 5-like
Exons: 2
Coding region: 1-1308 (435 amino acids)
Biological process (GO): regulation of DNA-templated transcription
Molecular function (GO): zinc ion binding; nucleic acid binding
Source: RefSeq, a predicted model, not a curated record
AUGUUUGACAAGCAUCCGUUUGCAAUAAUUACGGAUCAAGAUAAAGCUAUUGUGAAUGCCAUCAAAAAAGAAUUUCCAAACACUCGACAUCGUUAUUGUUCAUGGCACAUCAACAAACAUGAGCUUGAACAUCUUCCAUCCCUUAAAGCCCGUUAUCCCGGUAUUGAAGAAUUUUAUAGAGAAUGGGUGAAGAGUGACACUGUUGAAGAGUUUGAAACUAGGUGGAAAGUUAUGAGUUGUCAAUAUAAGUUUGAAAGUAGAAGUUGGAUAAUGGAUAUGUAUACACAACGUCAUCAUUGGGCCGAAGUCUUUUUAAAAGACUGUUUUUUUGCUGGUAUGACAACUAGUGGGAGAAGCGAGAGUAUUCAUUCUUUUUUUGAUGGAUAUGUUACUUCAAAUACCAUGUUGAAUGAGUUUGUAGUCCAGUAUGACAACGCUGUUAAGAGUCGAAGAAAGGCCGAAGAAGAUGAAGAUUUCAGGACCAUAAACUCUAGGCCAGUUCUGUCAUCUCUAAAUCCAAUAGAAGCAAAAGCAGGUAUACGUUAUACUAGUAAUAUAUUUGAAGAUUUUCAAAAAGAAUGGAUACAAGCGACUAACAAUUUAGCUCAUGAAACUUUGACUAAAAAUGUUGAAGAGAUCAUAUAUAAGGUUGGCCAACUGGAUAUUGAGAAAAGGUAUUGGAGGACGGUUACUUUUCGUCUUUCAAGUAAAGUAGAUGUCACAUGUUCAUGUGCCAAGUUUGAAACUUAUGGAAUGUUGUGUAAACAUAUCUUAUAUGUGUUAAAGAAGAAGCAUAUUGAAACACUUCCGGAUCAUUAUAUUUUGCCUAGGUGGACACUUGAUACUAGGUAUAAGGAGGAUAGUUGUAGCAUCAGAAUGGAAGAUAUAGAUAGGGAAAGUGCAGUUAGCGCCUUAACGUUAUGGUGUGUUAAAUCAAACUCUAUGAAAGCAAUUGAACAAGCAAAAGACUCUCUAUCUGAGAUAAAGAAACUAAAUACUUUGUUGCUGAAUUUUCUGGAAGCACAAACAAAGCGAAAAGCAUCCAAAGAGACUGAUAACCGACCCCAAGAUUCUAAUGUGGAGAUUUCAGUAGUAGACAUGAUGCCUCAAAUAUCUAUUCGGGAUCCCUCUCUUCCGGCUGUUACUAAAGGACGUCCUAGAAAAGCAUGUAGAAUCAAAUCAUCUUUGGAAGCACCUAAAAAGAAAACUUGUUCUUAUUGCAAGACAUUGGGUCAUUACAUUACUGGAUGUCCAACAAAGAAGGCGGAUGAUGCAUUGCUACAAAAAAAGGGAAGGAUGGCAUGCUAA